This is a messenger RNA of Cuscuta europaea, 2577 nucleotides long. The record is from the annotation of a GenBank genome assembly. Lineage: Eukaryota; Viridiplantae; Streptophyta; Magnoliopsida; Solanales; Convolvulaceae.
ACGGACUAGUUUGAGGCUUUGACAGUCGCACUGAAAUCACUCUCGCCUGCCUGCGUUGACCUCGCGCUGGUCGAGGUGUUCGAGCACUCCAUUAACAGAGUAGACCAGCACAGCUAUAACCGAUUACCUCCUCCAUUUUUGUUCUUCUGUAAAUGAGCGCCGACACCAGGAUUAGCCAAGCCAUGUCCCUUAAUCACAAGUCUGGUACCGAUUUGUGAUGAAGCAGUUGAACCGGUCAGAUGAGGCCAUUGAAGCAAUUAAGUCUUUUCGCCAUCUCAGCCCUCCAGUGUCCCAAGAAUCGAUUGACAACAUCUUGGUAGAACUGUACAAGGUUGCUUGGUAACUUGGCAUGGGCUCACAUGCAACUGAAGAACUACAAAUCUGCAGCAGAGAAUUACAGGUUGCUUGGUAACUUGGCAUGGAAGCAAUUAAGUCUUUUCGCCAUCUCAGCCCUCCAGAGUCCCAAGAAUCAAUUGACAACAUGCAUCUUGGUAGAACUGUACAAGAUAAGACUGAUCAAGAACACCCUUUUCUUGAACUUCCUCUUCUGUGCUCUUGGUAAAUGUAGGAGAUGGAAAAAUUGUUAAGUGUGGGGUAUCACCUAUUCACCCUUGACAAGGAGUACUCUAGGUUGCUUGGUAACUUGGCAUGGGCUCACAUGCAACUGAAGAACUACAAAUCUGCAGCAGAGAAUUACAGGUGCUCUUUUAUUACUUUGCAUGGACUGAAUACUAUUGGCUCAAUUCCAAGUAGCAGAUUGCAAGAACAAUGCCACCUAAAAAGGUGUAUCUGGGGGACGUUGCGAAGAACUUACCAAGCAAUUCUGCUUUCCUGGUGAGAGUCACUCGGAAAUGGGAUGCCCUUAUUGGAGAGAAAAGUCGAGCCAUCAAAUCCAUUGAAAUGAUUUUCAUGGAUGAAAAGGGUACGACAAUUCAAGCAACUAUUCCCAUUCGACUAAGUCAUCAAUUCAACACUAUUGAGGAAGGAUUGAUUUAUGCGGUCAAUCACCUAGAAGUCAAAGAGAAUGAUAAAAAGUAUAGGAUUACUGCCCAUCCAUACCGUUUUGAGUUGACGAUGUUCACUAAAAUGCAACAUCGAGAGCAAAAAAGUUGUCCUAGCUUUGUAACUAGAUUUAAAUUUGCAAGCUUUGAGGAUAUUAAGAAGAUGCACAAUUGUGAAUCUCCUUUUUUGAUAGAUGUUAUUGGCGCGUAUGAUGUUGGACAAGAGUUCAAAAAGAAAAAGACACAAAGGGAUGCUUGGUAUAGUGACUUUCAUUUGGAAAACUUGGAGGGCCAAACUAUCUUAUGUACUUUGUAUGGAGACCUAGUGCUUGAAGUCGAGAGGUUUUUGGCUACUUCUUUUAGUGGUCCAGUUAUAUUCAUUAUCCAAGCAUGCCGCACAAAUAAAAGAUAUGGUGAAAAGAUUGGAGUGGCUUCUUCCUGGGAUGCUACCAAGUUAAUUUUGAAUGAACAUAUUCCUGACAUAGAAGAUUUUCGGUGCCGGUUUUUGAAUUCAAAGCAAACAAUGAAGUCAAUUGCAAGCCAAACAACAUCAUCUUGCGUGACUCUAAGAGAAGAUAGCAUUGAUGUUGGAUUUACCAUGCCUCUUUUUUAUUUAGACACAGCCAAAGAGGUUAAGGGUUGCUGGUUCUACGCUCAAAUUUGCUCGAUUCUUUCAUUAAAGAAUUGGGCUUACUUGGGAUGUGGUAAUAAAACAUGCUUUAAAAAGCUUAAGUAUGAGGGAGCAUCUCUUUACUGCAACAAUUGUCGAGAUGUCAAACAGACAGGUAUUUGGCGGUACAUGUUAAAAUUAAUGGUGAAGCAUGGUAAGCAUUUUGUUGAGGUAGUUAUGUGGGACGAUGUAUCAAGUAAGCUAAUUGGCAAACCAGCAAAUGAUCUCAGUGACAGCCUUAGCUUGGAGACUUUAUCGCCUUGUGAUGUUCAUAAUGAUGUCUUGGAUUUAAUUGGCCGGGAAUUAAUAUUCAAGGUUGGGAAUCGCAAAGUGAAUACCCUUACAAAUCAUAAGGAGUAUACAAUAGCUGCGUUUUCUGAAAACACAGAAAAAAUUAAAGAGCUGAAGGAGGCUGUUCAAGAAGAAGUUGUUGAGGUAUAUAACUCAGAUUCUGAUCUUGAUUUGAUGUGUGAUGAUUACACAAAUGUCGAAUCAAAUAUGACGCCGUGCUCACAAGAAAUUGAAUCUCAUCGUACUCCUGAGUCGGUUUUGUCCAAGAGACAUGCUACUGAUGAAAAUGAAUCUGAUGGAAUGGAACAAAGCUCAGCCAACAAGAAGUUCAAGGGGGUUAAGAUUGAGAUUUGACUCGACGUGCAUUAAUUUAUUUUCUGCUUUGAUAAAAUUGGGUACUUGGGAAUAAUGAUGUUGUAUGAUUUAAAUUUUAUUUUGGAUUGAAUAAGAAAGACAAUUUAUCAUUUCAGUAUAAAUUUCAUAAAUACUUCGUUAUGGAGUUUUUUCCAUUUCUCUUUUUUUGUACGUCCAAUGCACAGUGUUAUCCAGGAUAACUUAUCCAUGUUUACUUUUUUAAUUAAUAUCUAAAAUCACAUGAGUGUUUGAAUUGUUUUA